UGUGCGCUUUGCAGGCUUCAAAAGCCAUAAUUGCUCUCCGCAGAUUUUGAUUUGAUUUGGCGGCUAUCUUAGCGGCGAAGCCCAUUGAUAGUUCAAAAUCCUCCUUUCUUGCUAUCUGAAUAAGAACUUCCAUGAUCUAAGCAAUGAAAAAGCUAAAGUUAGAAGGAUAUAUGAUGGCCAAAAUGACAUGUUACAUUUAUAGUUAAUGUUCAUGCAAAUUAUAUUAGAUUGUACUAUUUUUACACUUACUUCAUGAGUUAUAGGAGCUGAAACUUCAACAACUUUGCUGCGACUUUUAACUGAGUCAAGUAUGGCCACAUCAUCUUCACAGCAGAGAAUGAGUUUGCAAGCAUCUGAAUAGCAGUCCAUUAUCCAUUUUAUUAAGUGCUGCAUGUUCUCCUCGGCUUUGUCCACAUUAUAAAGAACUAUUACUGGGUCAGUGGAUACUCUGAAGUUAUUUGCUUAACUAAAGCCAUGAUUGCAUAUCUAGCGUUAGGCUCCAACUGAAGGUUGAGCUCGAUAUGGUGAGGACUUGAGCUUACUGGUACUACAACUUGCACUGGCCUUGUUUCCUAUCAGCAAAUCGCCGAAAAGAUUGCAUUUCCAUAGAUUUCACGCAAAAGAGCCAUCGUGAGCGCUCUCCUCCCAGAACCAGGAGGACCCUUGAAUAAGAUCUGUGGAAGGAUUUCAUUUGAAGAAACCUGAAAGAGAAGUCAUUAGAAAACCAAGAAACUUGUGAUAGCAGAAAAAUGUAAUCAAAAAAUAUCCUUUGAUUCAUCAGAAAAAAGGAGUUUAGAUCAUAUUUACCAGGUCUUUAAGCAGUAAAGCUUCUUGUUUGUGGCAAGUGAAUCCUUCCAGUGAAGCAGGUUGAUGCUUAUCAGCCCAGAAGGGUCUCAGACUUUCAACUAUAGAUGAUUUGGCAAUAACUAAAGCUUCAUCGAUCGGUCGCCCUCUUUCCGGAGAUUCUCUUCUUGAGGUUCUACAAGGUCCCUUCUUGAUACAAGAAAACCAUGCUUCUGAUUGCUUGUUUUGCCUGUUCGCGGUGAACUUUUUCAUGCUUGCUGUUGUCCUUCCACUAGCAUCACUCAAAUUACCGCUUUGCCUACUUAUGAAAGUGCUGGCGCUUAUAGUUGUUUGACACAUAGUAUUACUAGAUAAAUUCCCUUUUCCACUUUGAUUGAAAUUGGCCGGUGUCUUCACAGAUUCAACAUUUCUAUCAAUCAGCACCUGAGGCUUUUUAUCGACUUUCCUUUCAGUAAUCUUCUGCAUGUUCAAGGCUGCAUAGUCCCGAGAAAAGAAAAUAUCACCAGCCUUUUCAGGAGAAUGAAGUUCACCAUCAUCGAUAUCUCUGCCAGGCUUAUAAGGAGACUUAGUAGUUCUCCUUCGAGCAGGUUCUUCAGAAUCCAUGUUUUUUUCAUUCUUUGCAUUUGCUUCCCGGUGUGGACUCUUCUCCAACGUCCAGUCUGUCUCCGUAUCUGAUGGCUCGUAACCACUUCUUCUCUGCCUCAUGGUCGAUGAGAUAUUUAGUUGUAGAUCUCUGUUAUACCUUGAAGCUCUCUCCAUUUAGUAGGAGUUUUCUCCCUUAGCUAUGAUUUGAACACUCGAAAUUCAAACAAUUUGUUGGUCUAAAAGGAAAAAGAUAAUCAUAGGUGGGAAUUAGCAUCCAACAUAUUCAUGAAGACAGCAAGAUACAUAGAAUGGUGACAAGAAUUAUAUUAAACCAAUUACUGUAACUUUUUUGUGAAAAGCACAAGGAAAACAACAGCUAUGAUGCCGUAGAUGUAAUUAAAAAUAACAAAUAAAAAUGUGCUCUCUUUACUGGCUUAAUUUUUUUAGACAAAGUGGUUACAUAGUUUUUAACAUGGUAUUAAAAUAGACAGAUUUCAUGAGUUCAAGUCCUGCCGUACUUUAAGGGCAUAUUGAAGAUAUAAUUAAGAAAAUAAAAAAGUGGUCUCUAUAAUAGUUUAAGCUUCUUGGAUAAAAUGAUCACCAUAAUUCAACAUAUGAUUUCACAUUGAGUGGAACGGGAAUAUUCUGACGUGGAUACAAAAUGGGUGAAGAGAACAAGGCCAGACAACAAAGGUUGGAAAAAUGUCACAGUAAAAUAUGAAAGAAUGAUGAACACAAAGCAGAAACAUUGGUGAAGACGAUGAGCUGAAGGAGAAUUAAAACCAGAUAAUUUAGCAUACAGCAAGCUGUUGAUCAUUGUGUGCAGCAUUUGUUUAUUACAAGGAUGUUCUGAAACUUCUAAGCACAUUGUUUUUGUCCUCUCUGCAUGACAAAAGGAUUCCCUAAAUCCCUAUCCUGGUCUUACAUUGUUUCUGAGAAAGAAAUAAUUGUCUUUUCAGAAAAAAAGAAACACAUGAGAAUCUUCUAAACUGCCAUCAACUUCUAAGUACUUCAACUGUUCGCAAAGUCCAUAUAGAUUCUUGAAUCCUUCCAGUUGGUAAGUAUAAUCAACGUCAACUUCUUGUGCCACGGCAAGGACAGACUGAUAGGUAACAGGUUAGCUGUACCUACUUCAUUUCAGUAAGCUUUUCAUUUAACCUUAAACCAGUCCAAUUCUUGAUUAUUAUGUGCCAUUCAUUGAUUUGAGUUUUGAUCUCUCUUUCUCUUUUUUUUUUUUUUUUUUGAAGGGGGCAGAUUGGAAUUAAAUAGAAGGAACUUUGCUGCUAAUAGAAUUGUUUCUUCUGGUACUCCAGUUAUGACCCCUUCUGUAGUUGCUGAAUCCUCUCAAGGCUUGCAGCAAUUACCAUUUAAACCAGAGGGGUACAACUAUUGGACAUGGCGAGGAUACAAAAUUCAUUAUGUGGAGGAAGGAGAAGGGUUUCCAAUUGUUCUGAUUCAUGGAUUUGCUUCUUCCUCUUUUCAUUGGAGGUAUAACAUACCCCAAUUGGCUAAAAGAUACAAGGUUUAUGCUGUGGAUUUGCUAGGAUUUGGCUGCAGCGAAAAGGCACGAAUAGACUAUGAUGCCUUGAUUUGGAGAGACCAGGUUGUCGACUUCUUAAAGGAGAUAGUUAAACAACCCUCUGUUUUAGUUGGGAACAGUCUUGGAGGGUUUACUACUUUGUUAGCAGCAGCAGCACUGCCAGAUCAAGUCAAGGGAGUUUCCUUAUUAAAUAGUGCAGGACGAUUUGGGGAUGACAUUAGUACAACUGAUAAAACUGAAGAGACAGCCUUGCAUAAGUUCAUUGUAAAGCCAGUGGAAGAAAUUUUUCAGCGUGUUGUUGUCAGAUUGGCGUUCUGGCUAACCAUGCGACCAGACCAUAUUGAAGCUCAGCUGAAGAGUUGUGUCUAUAAAAACCAUUCAAAUGUGGAUGAAGACCUCAUCAAUUCAAUUGUUAGGCCUGCAGCCGACCCAUAUGCAUGGGAAGUUUAUUACCGACUGGUAAAACAACUCAUGUCAAACCCAACAAAGUAUACACUUGACAGUGUGUUGAGCCAACUCUCUUGCCCAUUGUUGUUGUUGUGGGGUGACCUAGACCCUUUGGUACUUCAUGAUCAUGAUCGUACAAAGGCAAAUAGAAUUACUGAUUUCUACCCGAACACAUCCCUUGUAAACUUGCAGGCAGGGCAUUACCCCCAGGAUGAAGUCCCAGAACCAGUGAAUAAAGCUUUAUUAGAUUGGUUGUCAACCUUGGAUAUAUCAGCACAUUCUCUGGAAGGAGCAUCAGAAAUUUAGCCUCAUUGCUAAGAAAUGCAAUGAGCUUUGUUUUUAUUGUGUACAGCUCUCCAAUAUGAAAUUUUAGUGAUCCUACGAGAUCAGAUAAUUAAAACUUGCUUUUUUUUUUUUUCCUUUUCCUGAAUAAGAUUGCAUAGCAGCAGGUCGCUUUAAGACAUUGAAGAUUGGAGAGUUGAUUAGACUGAGCUCUAGCGAAGAUCACACUCAGUAAGCCAUGAAAUGAUGAAAGACUGAAAUUCUUCCUCUCUGGAAAACUUCUAUAUAUGCUUCACGAAGUUCCUACUAUACUGGUUCUCUUCCCACUACAUAAUGUACAUCACAAGGAAAAUAAGAAUCAUAUCUUUUGAUGAAAGAUUGAACUUGGACUUUGAUAGUUGGCUAUUCAAUGAAUUUAUUCUAUUCAACAGGGCUCAAGCAUUUCAAAUUUCAAGUACAGUUCUAAGUUCGAGUAAAAACACAUUGAUAGUGUAAAAUUCUUCACACAACGGCGUAAGGCAGCAAUAAUUGAGAUACUCAAAUAUUUUAUGUAAGACUUGAAUCUUUUGUUUACUCCAAAGAGACUGA
Lycium ferocissimum is the source of this 4246-nucleotide messenger RNA. Its product is annotated as pheophytinase, chloroplastic-like. The transcript has 10 exons. Gene Ontology annotation, cellular component: chloroplast. Bases 2705 to 3682 code for a protein of 325 amino acids. Gene Ontology annotation, molecular function: catalytic activity. Lineage: Eukaryota; Viridiplantae; Streptophyta; Magnoliopsida; Solanales; Solanaceae. The record is from RefSeq and is a predicted model, not a curated record.